UUAAAGGUUAUGUUUUGAUAGCUUGGGCGGCAAUUUUCAUCCGUCCAGUGAUGGUGCAAACUUGAAUAGCUUAUCGUUAGUGUAAGAAAAUCCGUAAAUCAAUCAAAAAUGUCGAAGGGCAAGGUGAACGCGGACUGGAAAAAGCGCGUGAAGCAGGAGUAUAUGCGUCUCCGACAACAAAAGAGGUACAAGAGAGCAGAUGAUGUUAAAUUAGCUUGGAACGAAAACAGAACCAAAAUGAUGGACACACUAAUCGACGAGCAAAAACGGUGGACGGAGAGUAAGGCUUACUGGACGGGAAAUCCAGAUCUUCCUGCCCAUGCCACAUGUAUGAAAAAGGCUGAAGUUAUUGGCAAUGAAGGUGAUAUUCAAGUGGCUACAAUUAAAAUAAUAAAUGCUGUUACACCUAUACCUACAAUGUAUACAUGGGCACCAAUACAGCAAAACUUUAUGGUAGAAGAUGAAACUGUUUUACACAACAUUCCAUACAUGGGUGAUGAGGUUUUGGAUCAGGAUGGAACCUUCAUUGAAGAACUUAUCAAAAACUAUGAUGGAAAAGUGCAUGGAGACAGAGAAUCUGGCUUCAUAGAUGAUGAACUGUUUGUUGAAUUGGUACAUGCACUUAUGCAAUACCAAGACAAAGACAAGGCAGAAAAAAAAGACAAAGACAAGGACAAAGAUAAGGGCACAGAUGAAAAGGAAAGUAAAGAAAAGGAAGAAAAAGAAAAAUCUCCAGAGGAUGAUAAGAAAAAGAAAGAAGAACUGGAGUUUCCCAUCCAAAUGAUAUUUCAAGCAAUAUCUUCACAAUUUCCUGAUAAGGGGGGACCUGAAGAACUGAGAGACAAAUAUAUUGAACUGACUGAAAGAACAGACCCAAAUGCCCCACCAGAAUGUACACCAAACAUUGAUGGACCAAAUGCAGCAUCUGUUCCACGAGAACAAACAAUGCAUUCAUUCCACACACUCUUUUGUAGAAGGUGUUUUAAAUAUGACUGUUUCCUUCAUCGUUUGCAAGCUUGCCAUCCUGGACCUAAUUUGCAAAAGAGAAGGGGUCCAGAUCUCAAAACUUUUACAGAAGCUUGUGGACCAGAUUGUUUUAUGAUGCUUGAAGUUGUAAAAGAAAAAAUGGCUGCCAAAGCAAAACUAGAGGAGGAGACUGAAAAGGAGACUAAGGGAAAAACCAGUAAAGUUUCAGUCGAGAACAGCGAUGUCAAAAUUGGCAAUAUUUCUAAUCCUAGGAAAAUUACAAAGCAACAAUCGGUAGACUCCGGUAACGAGGCCAGUUCAGAGGAUAGCAAUGACAGCAAUAAAUUCAAGGAUAGUGAAGGUGGAGAUCCAGUGUCUACUACAACAUCCUUCAGUUUACUGGGGUUGAUGGGCGCCAAUGACCACAAAGAAUGGACUGGUUCAGAUGAAAGUUUGUUCAGAGCCUUGCAUAGAGUAUUUCUGAACAACUACUGUGCAAUUGCACAAAUAAUGUUAACAAAAACUUGCCAACAAAUCUAUCACUUUGCUCAAAAAGAAGCGGCGGACAUCCCAGACGAGGAGGCAAUGAGGGACUACACACCGCCACGCAAGAAGAAGAAGAAGCACAGGCUUUGGUCCAUGCACUGUCGCAAGAUUCAACUCAAAAAGGACUCUAGUAGCAAUCACGUGUACAAUUUCACUCCUUGCGACCAUCCAGGUCAAAACUGCGACAACACGUGUCCUUGCAUUGGGGCGCAGAAUUUCUGUGAGAAGUUUUGCCAAUGCAGUUCCGAUUGUCAGAAUCGUUUCCCCGGUUGCAGGUGCAAAGCUCAAUGUAACACCAAGCAGUGUCCUUGUUAUCUGGCUGUUAGGGAGUGCGAUCCCGAUUUGUGUCAAACUUGCGGCGCUGAUCAGUUUGACACGACCAAGAUCACUUGUAAGAACGUUAGUGUUCAGCGUGGCUUGCAUAAGCAUUUGUUGAUGGCGCCGUCCGAUGUGGCUGGUUGGGGCAUAUUCCUUAAGGACAGCGCCCAGAAGAAUGAGUUCAUCUCCGAGUAUUGCGGGGAAAUCAUUUCGCAAGAUGAGGCUGAUAGAAGGGGAAAGGUUUAUGAUAAGUACAUGUGCAGUUUCCUCUUCAAUUUAAACAAUGACUUUGUUGUGGAUGCGACAAGGAAGGGCAACAAAAUUCGAUUCGCCAAUCAUUCCAUCAAUCCAAAUUGUUAUGCCAAAGUUAUGAUGGUUAACGGCGACCAUAGGAUCGGAAUCUUCGCCAAAAGACCCAUUCAGCCAGGCGAGGAGCUGUUCUUCGACUACCGGUAUGGUCCGACGGAACAGCUCAAGUUUGUCGGCAUUGAGAGAGAAAUGGAGUUUUUAUGAGACUUAAUAUUUAUUUUAACUUUAUAUUUUGUAUAAGAAUACAAUUAUUAUAUUAAUUA
This is a messenger RNA of Aethina tumida (small hive beetle), 2402 nucleotides long. It is a transcript of the gene E(z), whose product is annotated as histone-lysine N-methyltransferase E(z). The record is from RefSeq and is a predicted model, not a curated record. Gene Ontology annotation, biological process: chromatin remodeling. The transcript is spliced from 7 exons. NCBI's taxonomy places the organism in Eukaryota, Metazoa, Arthropoda, Insecta, Coleoptera, Nitidulidae. The coding region runs from base 109 to 2343 and encodes 744 amino acids. Gene Ontology annotation, molecular function: protein binding; histone H3K27 methyltransferase activity.